Molecule: messenger RNA, 300 nt
Organism: Mucor velutinosus
Lineage: Eukaryota; Fungi; Mucoromycota; Mucoromycetes; Mucorales; Mucoraceae
Product: biotin holocarboxylase synthetase
Exons: 2
Coding region: 1-300 (99 amino acids)
Biological process (GO): tetrahydrobiopterin biosynthetic process
Molecular function (GO): 4-alpha-hydroxytetrahydrobiopterin dehydratase activity
Source: RefSeq, a predicted model, not a curated record
AUGUCUGUUUCCACACUCACUCAAGCUCAACGUGAUCAACUUUUAUCUCCAUUGCUCUCAUCCGGAUGGACCAUGGUUGACAACAGAGACGCCAUCAUCAAGAAAUAUUCAUUCCAAGAUUUCAACGAAGCUUUUGGUUUUAUGACACGUGUUGCAUUAAAGGCUGACAAACUUGAUCAUCAUCCCGAGUGGUUCAAUGUCUACAACAGAGUUGAAAUUACAUUGUCUACUCAUGAUUGCCAAGGCUUAUCUACUAGAGACAUUGAGCUUGCUACAUUUUGUGAUAAAGCCCAGAAAUAG